CUCACCCCAAUAAAAGCCCCUCUCCACUCCAUUCCUUUCUCUCUCCAACAAAGCUCUCCCCCUCCCUCUCUCCUCCCACAGGCGGCCGCCGCCGCGAGGUCCUCCGACCUCCGCCGCCGGGGAUCUGCCAUGACACGUCACCACCACCCCUCCUCCUCCUCCGCACCUCCACCCCCACCGCCGCCUCCUCCCCCACCGUCCAACCAGCCGCUGUUCUUCCCGCCUCCGCCGCCGUCGUUCAAACACCCGUUGGCGAGGGCGGCGGCGCCGCUCUACAAGCAGCACUCCUGGUCGCCGGACAUAUACCGGGACGAGGCGUGGCUGAGGCGGAAGAAGAGCAGCAGGAACCGUCGGAGCAAGAGCGUGACGGACGAGGACGUCGACGAGCUCAAGGCUUGCAUCGAACUGGGAUUCGGAUUCGAUUCCCCCGAGGUCGAUCGUCGGCUCUCCAACACCCUGCCGGCUCUGGGGCUGUACUACGCCGUCAACAAGCACUACAACGACUCCGUCUCCAAAUCGUUCACGGAGACGCCGUCUUCGCACACGGCGUCAUCCGACUGCGACCCGGACUCGCCUUCUCCCGUCGGCAGCCCGGCCCGCGCCAUCUUCGGCCCAGGGGAGAAUCCUCAGACGGUGAAGACGCGGCUGCGGCAGUGGGCGCAGGUGGUAGCUUGUUCGGUACGGCAAUUCUCAGGCUCCAGCAGCUGACGGCGGUGGAGUCGAUGAAAGCUGUAAUCGGAAGCAUCGAAAACGCGUCCAACUUGUUUGACAAAAUGCGUGAAAGAAGGGGCAGGAAAAUCAAAAAAGGUGGAGAAGGAAUCCUUUCGGCGCACCAAUUGUUCGUUGCGUUAGCUUUCGGCCGUCGCACCUAAUGGGAUUGAUUGACUUUCUCUCUUUUCCUUUCUGUAAUUUUCGUUUUCAGACCUAAUUCUCUCUUUCCCUGAUUUUGGAAUUUGCUGUUUGUCUAGGGUGACUCUUCCCCUAUUUCCUGGUAGUUGAUUUUGCCCCUCAUUUUGCUGCUCGCUUGUUCAAAUUUAGAGGGGGUUUUACUUUACUUACAAUGUAGUCACCGUUACAUCUGAAAAACUUUCAUGUGAAAAAAAAUAUAUUCAUAGUGUAUCAAUUCCUUUCCAGUCUCGUUAUAAGAUUCCGCAUCCUUUGGAUCGAGGAUAGUUGUUACGUAAUCAUUGGAUGGACGCGAUUGCAUUUUACCACCGUGACAGCAUUCCCCCGAAACCUUCUAAGCGCCAUAGUCGGAUUGAUUUCAAAAGAGGGACAACUGCAAAAUCAAACCAAGGUUAUACAUUAUGUAUAUUUGCUUGUGCCGCAAGGCAUGGGGCAAUUGAGAAAUGAAUUUGGUAUCUUCCACGCAAGAAACAGGAGAUUUAUGGGUUCUUUCUUGGGUUUUUUUUUUAUAUAGUUUCCAUCUGCAGAAGCCGGCAGGUCUGGAUAAUAAUGGAGGGGAUGAUGCCUUGAUUGAUUCUUCUAUUAUUCGAUGGUGUAUUUGGCUUGUAUUGGGUAAAAAUAUCUGAGUGGAAAUUAAACUAGUUUAAUGAGGAUUUGUUGUAAGUGGGUGGAUGCUUUGAGAUGGUUACUUGUAAAGAUGGGAAAACCUACCCACCACCUGUGACAAUAAUAAUAAUUUAAACUAUAAGUGGGGGAAAAAAACAAAGAUCACAAUAUGUCAUAUUAUCAUUAUGACAAUGGGGGAGGGAAGGCAGAGGUUGAGAACAACGGAGAUGGACUAUGGGUGGCAUUUUGGUUAUUUAGGUUAACCGAUAACCGGCCGAUCGGUUAUUGGUUAACCGAAAUAACCACUCCCACUACCGAAAAUCGCUCGAAAUAGGUUUUGGUUUCUCGGUUAUCUCGGUUAUUGGUUAACCGACCCACUUUUAAGAUCAAAACCGUUUCGUCUAGCCUCCGAUAACCGGCCGAAGUUCGGUUACUUCGGUUAUCGGUUAGUGGAUAACUGGCCGGUUAUCGGUUUAACCAGCUGGAUAACCGGUAACCGAACUACCACCCUAAGAUGGACCAUGCAAAAUCCCAACUGGCUGGCUGGAAAAAUCAAACGACAAACACCUAGACGAGACAGUCGCACAUUGCAAAUGCCACCACUUUUUUUUUUUGGCCUUGUUAUAAGAACCGGACUGACUGAUCGGACCGGUCAAAUUGCCGCCGAUAAAUCCUCCAAUAAUAUAUAGUAGAGUUUUGUCUACUUUUCUCCAUUUCAAAUUUUCUGCAACGAGAGUGAAAGUAGGAAGGGUAUUUUUGUCUUUACAAUUAAUUAUUUAUUUCAUAUAAAAAAUGUCAAUAUCAGGAUUUGAACUCGGGUCUCUUCAAACAAAGACUACAAUCACAACCAAUUACACUAAACAAAUUUGUUAUGUCCUU
Molecule: messenger RNA, 2391 nt
Organism: Linum trigynum
Lineage: Eukaryota; Viridiplantae; Streptophyta; Magnoliopsida; Malpighiales; Linaceae
Source: the annotation of a GenBank genome assembly